This is a messenger RNA of Oryza sativa Japonica Group (Japanese rice), 2173 nucleotides long. NCBI's taxonomy places the organism in Eukaryota, Viridiplantae, Streptophyta, Magnoliopsida, Poales, Poaceae. The record is from RefSeq and is a predicted model, not a curated record.
AAAACCCACAAACCAGAGCAGCACACAACAUCAAUAAAUUCUUGAGGCAAAAGAAAAAUGGCAUUUAAGAAAAUUAAAAUAUUGUGUCGAUAAUCAUUUGGCUGGAUAAACCCACUAAAAAUAGGGAUGCUCCAAUGAGAUCAUGCGGCACAAUGUCUCACCGCUCCCUCCUCUCCUUGUUUCUCUCCAUUCCAUGCAUCCACAAGUUCAUCAUAUCCGUCGUCGUCUUCGUCUUCCUCAGUUUAUCUCCAUUUCUCCUCUUGCUUCAACUUCGAUCUCUUGGGAUAUAACUAGCUUAGCUAUAGCUCUAGCUAAAUAGGUUCGUACGUAUAGGAUAUUUGAUCCAUUGAUCGAUGGCCGUCGACAUGGAGCUCGACGGCGGUGGCGACGGCAAGGGCAAAGCCCCGCCGCAGAUAAGCCUGUCGGGGCUAUUCCUUGCGUGCAUGGUCGCCGGUGGCGUGCAGUACGGCUGGGCGCUGCAGCUCUCUCUCCUCACCCCGUACGUUCAGACAUUGGGAAUUCCUCAUGCACUCACUUCAGUUAUGUGGCUCUGUGGCCCUAUUGCUGGCUUAAUUGUUCAGCCAUGCGUCGGCCUGUACAGUGACAAGUGCACAUCCAGCCUUGGAAGACGUAGACCGUUCAUCCUCACUGGAUGCAUAAUCAUCUGCAUAUCUGUGAUCGUCAUCGGGUUCUCCUCGGACAUCGGCUACGCUCUCGGCGACACGACUGAGGACUGCAAGGUUUACAGGGGUCCUCGUUACCAUGCAGCGGCGGCAUUCAUCCUCGGAUUCUGGCUGCUCGACUUCUCCAACAACACCGUGCAGGGUCCAGCUCGCGCUCUGAUGGCCGAUUUGUCAGGUCGGCAUGGCCCAAGCGCGGCCAACGCGAUCUUCUGUUCUUGGAUGGCAUUAGGCAACAUCCUUGGCUACUCCUCCGGAUCCACCAAUGACUGGCACAAGUGGUUUCCCUUUCUCAUGACCAGGGCUUGCUGCGAGGCCUGCGCGAAUCUCAAAGCGGCCUUCUUGGUUGCAGUGGUGUUUUUGGGGUUGUCGACGGCGGUGACGAUGGUGUUUGCGAGGGAGGUGGCGCUGGACCCAGUGGCGGCGGCGAAGCGGAACGAGGGUGAGGCGUCGGGGCUCCUCGCCGUGUUCAAGGGGAUGAAGAACCUCCCCGUCGGGAUGCCGUCGGUGCUUAUCGUCACCGGCCUCACCUGGCUCUCGUGGUUCCCCUUCAUCCUCUUCGACACCGACUGGAUGGGCCGCGAGAUCUACCAUGGCCGCCCGGACGGCUCCCCCGCCGAGGUCACCGCCUUCCAAGAGGGUGUCCGCCAAGGCGCCUUCGGCCUCCUCCUUAACUCGAUCGUGCUGGGCAUCAGCUCGUUCCUGAUCGAGCCGAUGUGCCGUCGGCUGGGCGCCCGCGCGGUGUGGGUGAUGAGCAGCGCCGUCGUGUGCGUCGCCAUGGCGGCCGUCUCCGUGCUCAGCGCGUGGUCGCUCGGCGACUUCGGCGGCUCGGUGCAGGACGCAGCGCGGGCGCCGGCGGAGGAGGGCGGCGUCAGGGCGUCGGCGCUGGCGCUCUUCGUCUUCCUCGGCCUCCCCUUCGCCGUCCUCUGCAGCGUCCCGUUCGCCGUCACGGCGCAGCUCGCGGCGAGCCGCGGCGGCGGGCAGGGCCUCUGCACCGGCGUCCUCAACAUCUCCAUCGUCGUGCCGCAGAUGGCCAUCGCCCUCGGCGCCGGGCCCUGGGACGAGCUGUUCGGGGAGGGGAACAUCCCGGCGUUCGCCAUGGCGUCCGUGUUCGCCGCCGCGGCCGCCGCCGCCGGCGUCGUCUUGCUGCCCAAGGUCUCCGUCCGCUCCGUCAGCAUGGCCGGCGGCCACUGAUCACUACUAGUCUAUCACCCUUUUUUUUUCCGUGGUUUUAAAUCUCCCGCUAUAGCUGCUGCUAUCUCCAGUUAGAGCGGGUACUAUAGCAGGCUAUAAGCCAGCUGUAAAUAUAUUUCAAGAAGAUAAAUGAGGAGAGAGAAGAGCAGCGGGCUACAGAUUUGUAGCUAGCUGUAGCACAGACUCCAAGACGCAGCGUGCAUAUGACAGGUGGGACCAGGUAUUAAUUGUGUAGUAUGUAACUAUUAUAUGAAUGAGCUAUUAAAUUAGCUAUAAAUGAAUUGGAGCUAGUAGUUGGC